Parnassius apollo (apollo) is the source of this 1191-nucleotide messenger RNA. Lineage: Eukaryota; Metazoa; Arthropoda; Insecta; Lepidoptera; Papilionidae. The record is from the annotation of a GenBank genome assembly.
AUGAAUGUAGUGAUGUGGUUCACGAGAUUAAAGUUGAUUGUGUUGGGAGUUUCAGUGUUGUUCGAAUGUACUAACUCUGUGGGUGCAAACCAACCGAGAUUCGUGGGUGAGGGGUCAAACGUGACUGUUGCGGUCGGCCGAGAUGCGACAAUCACGUGUAGAGUGGACAACCUGCAAACAUUCAAGGUAGCAUGGCUACGUGUCGACACUCAAACAAUACUAACUAUCGCAGGGCACGUAAUUACAAAGAAUCAUCGUAUUACCAUUACUCAUGGUGACGGAGCUUGGACGCUUAGCCUUCGCGAUGUCGGCCCCCAAGAUAAUGGUUAUUAUAUGUGUCAAGUCAACACCGAGCCUAUGAUGAGUCAAUUGCACCAGCUCCAGGUUGUCGUACCACCAGACAUUGACGAUGACGCAAGUAGCAGUGACGUAAUUGUUACGGAGGGGGACAGUGUUGCCACACGAUGUAUUGCUUCCGGUACGCCGUUACCUACUAUUACGUGGAGAAGAGAAGACUCCAAACAUUUCAUUGUAAAUAGCGAGACCUCAGUGCCAAAAUGGAACGGGUCUUGGUUAAACAUUACGAACGUGCAACGGGAAACAUCAGGGGCCUAUCUAUGUAUAGCAUCAAAUGGAGUCCCGCCAUCGGUCAGCAAGAGGAUACAGAUCAGCGUCAUGUUUACUCCAAAAGUGUGGACGAAUCGGGUGGCUAUACGUGCUCUGACUGGCAGCACUGUAACAUUACAGUGUCUUGCUGAUGCUUACCCGCCGCCACAAGCUUACUGGACACUGAAUGGAGAGCAGAGGCUUUCAAAUGGAACAAAAUACAGAAUUCUCAACUCGCUAAGGGGUUAUACUUACAAAUUAAAUUUAAUGAUAGACAACAUGUCAAGAGAGGAUGCUGGUUCGUAUUGUUGCCACGUGGAAAAUAGACUCGGGCGAGCUCAAGCUGAGCUUUUUUUGCACAUGGUGACGACUACGUCUACAACAACUACGACGACAACAACAACAACCACUACUACUACCACUAGUACGACUGUUUUGCCGACAACCACAGUUUCAUUAUAUGGCACUGAAAGAGAGUUGGAGCAAUUGCAUACAGGAGUUAUAUCGGACCACGAAUCAGAAAAUGCCUAUGUGGUACUAAGCCAGCACCAAAUGCAGAAUCUCGAAAUGGCAACAACUAUGUGA